GUGCAAAAGUGUCUCAAUUUGACCAAAAUUCACUCGAAAGGGUUGACUCACGACUCCAUAUGAUUACCGAUAAAUUAUCUCAAAUCGCGGACAGAAAACAACAAUUUGAAGAAUUGGAGAAAAACUCUAAAAUCAAUGAAUUAUUUGAAUUGAUUCAGAAAACAGAGAAAAGUCGUUCAACUCUUCCCACUGUUUUACAGCGAUUGGAAACUUUAAACGAUCUCCAGGAGCAAGCGCUUCAAUUCUCGUCCGGUCUCUCAUACUUGGAUUCAUUGGAGACACAGAUCGCGGAGUCCAUGAAAACUAAUGAACAAGAACUCCACACUUUGAAGAUAUCGUUUGAAACCAAUGUCGAUUCUGAUGGUGUCAUCAAAUCAAUGAUAUGGCGAACCUCUUCUCUCAUGGCAUACAUGAAGGCCUUCGUCUCCCACAAGGCGUUACAGAUCUCGACGUCUGACGUCUCGUCCAAUGCUAUCACUUCAGACAACAUAGAGUUGACCCGAAAAUACGAGGUCUUGAUUCCGCUGCACCACGACUGGGCUCUAAUCAAUGCGUUCACAAUUGGAUUAACAAAUUACUACUCCAUAUUUCCCAAUUGUCUCACAUAUAAUGUAUUUUUAUACAAUUCCCGGGCGUUGAAAGACCAGAGUCUCUCCACAUCGACCGGUUCUGCGGGAGUUGUGGCGAACUUUCCGGUGCCAAACGAAACCACUAAAUCCAGUUCUUGGGCCUCGUCUUCCCUCCCGACUGAUCGCAAAGAGUUGUUG
Molecule: messenger RNA, 767 nt
Organism: Medioppia subpectinata
Lineage: Eukaryota; Metazoa; Arthropoda; Arachnida; Sarcoptiformes; Oppiidae
Source: the annotation of a GenBank genome assembly